AUGAGGAUGGAGAGGAAUCAUGCAACGAUGAUGACCAGAAUCCCCACUUCAGAUUCUGACAAUACGAUCAUACGAGAAAGAGAUAUAAUGGAAUCGGUCUGUAACACCUGGAAACUCUACGAUAACCCUUACUACUGCUGCUCACAGUCUCAACAUCAUCAACAACAACGCAAGUCUUUUAUUUGGGAUCUAAAUUUCACAAGGAUCUUCAUGGAAUCUGAACUAGAGAAAGUUCGAGCCGAGAUCACAAAACUGAAGGCAGAGCUGGACUAUGAGAGAAAAGCUAGGAGACGAGCAGAGCUUAUGAACAAGAGGCUGGGAAAAGUUGUGGAGGAGGAGAGAAUGGAUAGAGAAGAGGUGGAGAUGGAAUACAAGCGUCUCUUGGAAGAGAGAUCGUCUGAGAAAUCAGAGAUGGUUAGGAUGAGACAAGAGCUAGAGGAAGAGAGACAUAUGCAUAGGUUGGCAGAGGUUAUGAGGGAAGAGAGAGUUCAGAUGAAGCUGUCGGAUGCAAGGCUUUUCUUGGAGGAGAAGCUAUCUGAGUUAGAGGAAUCUAACAAAGAAGGAGACAAGGAUAGGAAACCAAAGAUGCUGGAGAGAGCGAGUAGCGCACCUGCGAGUAGGAAGAGUGAGAAUCCGCAUAUAAAGAGAGGGAUCAAAGGUUUUGUGGAGUUUCCAAGAGUGAUGAGGGCAAUAAGAUCAAAAAGUGAGAAAUGGGGUUCGAAGGUUGAGUGCCAAAAGGUUCAGCUCAAGACUCUGCUCAGACAAAAGACCACCCCAAGAUGUUCUUCUCUUCGCCCAUCUGCUUGA
This is a messenger RNA of Eruca vesicaria subsp. sativa (arugula), 807 nucleotides long. Lineage: Eukaryota; Viridiplantae; Streptophyta; Magnoliopsida; Brassicales; Brassicaceae. The record is from the annotation of a GenBank genome assembly.